CACUUGCUCCCUUAUUCGCUGACUCAUUCUCUCACUCUAUACUACUCUCUGGCUGCUGCUGGCGAUAUGCUGCUUCGUCCAUUUCAUCCCACCACUUCUUCUCUGUUCAGUGGCGCACACCGCGCUCUUCCCACCCCCUACACAUUGUCAGAGACAAGCCGCUGCUGCAAGCCGUUUGCUGCCUCGCAGUUCGUCAUUGGUGUUCUUACCAGUUGGAAAUACGAGCUUCUGUGGUGUGUGACCACGCGGAUGCUUUAGCACAAGUUAUUAUUGUUAACAUUUAUGCCAAUCCCUGUUUCAUUUAAUCAUCAUCAUCAUUAACAACAACAACAUCAACAUCAACAUCACUUACCAUCAUUACAGUCAUUGUCACUUUUAAAACUUAAAACUUUUUCCUGUGCUCACAUUCUUCUUUACAUCAAAGAAGAUUGACGCGCAAUUUUAUACGCGAGUUUCAUUGACUUUAAAUUUCCCACGGUAAAUCUCAAAGCAAAUAAUCAACUGUUUGAAUUUUCUAAGACAAACUCUACCGUGUUAUCAUCGAUGUUUUUAUUGUGGAUUUAAGUAAAAACAAUGAUAAUGUGAAUGUAAAAUGAAGGUGAUGUUAAAUAAUAUCGGGGUGUGAUUCGCUCUAGAGAAAUAUUUGUCAGCCAAGUGACGGCAAGUGGUCGUAAGACACGUGCAUAUAAACCACGUGUAGUGCUGGCGCAUAACGUUUUUACGGUUCCCAUCGGACUCUGUAAAUCCUUUUGCAAUCGCAGAACUUUAAAAUAUAUAUACUCAUAUAUAUAUUUAAAAAAAAUACUUUCCGUUCACUUGUGUCGUGAAUAAUGGACUCGAUAAAAGUCUUUGUCACCAGCGACAAAGUUACAUAAUAAAAAAACAAUUAAAACUAAAGGAAACAAAACAUACAUUUAUAUAUAAAUAUAUAAUAUAUAUAAAUAAGUACUAAUGUACUGAUAACAGUUACUAGGACAGUGAAUAAAAAUUUCUCUAAAGAAUUUGAAUUUUGUUUUGACGCGAUGCUCAGUGCCUCGUUAGCAUUAGCGCAGAUAAAAAAAAAAGUUAAAACGUGUUUCUCAGUGAGCCCAAGGUCCGCGAGGACCUGCUAAAAUGACUGCGCGUCUCCACUCUUUGAGGCACCAGGACAAAAAAUCAACGGGUACCGGACACAGACAGCAGCAGCAGCAACAACAACAACAACAACAGCAUCAGCAACCGCAGCAACAACAAGUCGCGCCUCAAGCACCGAGUCCGGCCCCAAGUCCGAGUCUCAGUCCGAGCCCGAAUCCAAAACACUCAGACGGUCGCCGCGCAAACAAACCACUGAUGGAGAAACGAAGACGUGCGAGAAUAAAUCAAUCACUUGCCGCACUCAAGGCAUUGAUACUUGAUAGUGCGAGGCUGGAAAACACAAAGCACAGCAAGCUUGAGAAAGCAGACAUACUCGAAUUGACAGUACGACAUCUCCAGAGACAGAGAACUUUAGCACAGCCGGGAUUGUCGAGGUACAAGGCCGGCUAUCAAGACUGCUCACGUGAGGUGGGUCGUUAUCUGGAUGCACCCGACAUAAUAACCGGCAAUACAACACCUAUGGAUCCGGCAGUAAAACAAAGGCUACUGCGUCAUCUGGACAGUUGUGUAUCUGAAUUGGAUUUGGAUCUCGGGUCAAGACCAGACAGUGGUCUUGGUAGUAGUCCUGGUAGUGUAACAGACCGCGUAACAGGUGCCGCGAGUCCAAGUGGACUUGAUCAUCACCACCACCAUCAAAACCAUCCAGUGGCACCGCACUGCAGCAGCAAUUCCGCUCCAACAUCUUUCAAUCCCAGUUUAAUUAAAACGGAGAUACCGGAUAUGAUGGACACACCCACGCCUAUGGCACGGCCCGACAGCAGUACAACCGCCGGUGAUGAAAAUAACAACAGCAGCAGGCCAACAUCCGCGUUCAGUCAAGUUCCGACGGCACUGGAUCACCAUCAUCCAGCAGGCACGGGUAUACCCGUUGUCGAUCAGGCCUCGACGUCAGGACAAAAUCCAAAUAUGUUGUCUGUUGUCCAAGUAAUACCAUCAAGAUUACCCGACGGUCAAGUAGUUUUUUUGCUACCAAGUCAUUACGUACAAUUGGCGGCUGCUGCUGCUGCCAACGGAAUUAGCAUCGGGCCUAAUCCGCCUACAGCUAUUUGGGCAGCCACUAAUAUGUCCCUAUUAAAAGCCACUGACAAAUUGGCUAAACGAUCCCAUCAAGAUAUAUCACCCCAAGAUUGGAGCAAUGACGGACCUAAACCGACAAAAAGUCCGCGCAUGGAUCAGCCAGAGCAGCCGCUUGACUUUACCACGACUUCGAAAAAAAUAAAAACCUACAAGCCACCGCUAGAUAAUAACAACAGUUGUAGCAGUGAGAUCGAUGUUGGUCAAGUAAAUGGUAUUGAUGAGCAACACACGUCUAGUCAUCCUGAUACCCAGUGCAAUGACGAAAUGGUCACCAUCAUAUCCCCCGAAUCGACCUCGACUAUUUCACAACAGCCAGUUAAAGACGAAGAGGGAAUGUGGAGGCCGUGGUAAACAAGAGGUUUAUAAAAAACAUACAAUAUAAAAUAAUAAUAAUAAUAAUCAUAAUAAAGAGAUUCAAUUAAACUGAUUGAUUUUAUAUGUGAUGCGCAUUGAUGAUGAGUAUCGUUGGAGCAGCAGCAAUAAAAUACCCAAACGAUAUCAAGAUUCUUUAAUGUCAAUGUAUAUUAUGUAUAUGUAUUAAAUAUAUAUUGUAUACAUAUAUAAAUGUAUGUAUGUAUAGUAUAUAGACAAGCAGAGAAUUUAAUUGCCUAAACACAAAGAGCGUCAUAUUGUAUAUAAUAAAAAUUGACACUAAAAAGUAUUUAUCAUGAGAAUAGAUUUAUUUUCACGUUAUCUAGUUAUGUAUAAAAAAAAAAAAAUGAAAAAAAAAAGAGAGCAUGUCCACCCGCACAGGGUACCCAGAUAUACAUCAGAGUAUUAUUAUUAGUUAUUAUUAUUAUUAAUAUCUAUUAUUACUAUUAUUAUUAAAUGAUAAAAGUUAUAACUGUGCUAUAGAUUCUUAAAUAUAUGAUAGUAAAAUGUGAGAUACAGAUUGAAUUACCCCGAUCCUCAUAAAUGUAAAAUAAUAAACAUCUAAAAGAUACCGUUGCAAUUUAUUUUUAAAAAAUAAAUUUAAAAAUAAGAAAAACUCCAUAUUCGAUGUAUGUUAAGUUACAGAGUCAAUAUAAUAAGAUAUUAAAUAUUAUGUUAUUUGUUGAUAUAAUAAUAAUUAUUAUUGUUUAUAUAUUUAUUUUUCACCGCUACCCCC
Molecule: messenger RNA, 3319 nt
Organism: Microplitis mediator
Lineage: Eukaryota; Metazoa; Arthropoda; Insecta; Hymenoptera; Braconidae
Gene: Sidpn
Product: protein hairy
Exons: 3
Coding region: 1114-2562 (482 amino acids)
Biological process (GO): anterior/posterior pattern specification; regulation of neurogenesis; regulation of transcription by RNA polymerase II
Cellular component (GO): nucleus
Molecular function (GO): DNA-binding transcription factor activity, RNA polymerase II-specific; RNA polymerase II cis-regulatory region sequence-specific DNA binding; protein dimerization activity
Source: RefSeq, a predicted model, not a curated record